UCCCAGACAGUGACGGGAGUCCCAGGAUCCGGACCACAAGUGCGAAGCCUCGGCUCAGCGAUAAUGCCACAGUCGGCAGGCCUAAGCUGGAUCAGUCGUCGGGCGGUCUACGCACAGGAAGUGCACCCGGUGCUGAUCCGUCAUCUUCCAGGCCCAGCCGCCCUGGACCGGAGAAGAAAAGGCUCUGUGUCAGGACCAGCACAAUGACAUCCUUUCACGCCCUAUGACGGCCCCGGGGCUGCCUUUGGACUUUCUCUCACAGUAAAAAGCUAUUUUCAUUUUCUAGUAGCUGCUGUGCGAGUCACGCACGCGUGGAUUACAGAAGUUGGGAGGGGACUUGGCCGAGUGUCAGGACUUUUUUUUUUUUUUCUUCAGCGCAGAGCUGACGCACUAAGCCUAAAGAGAGGGAGAGAGGGGAGUCAGUCCGAGGAACAGGCGGCAAGCUCCGAUCACACGCUUUGUGUUGUGGGACAAAAAACAGCGGAUCUACCAUGUCCACACCGGGGGGUUGUCCACGGCCACGCCUGAGGAGAAUGUGAAACCCCUGGACGACUUUGUGGUCUGGUUCUGUAUCAGGGGGGCAUGGGCCCGGGCCUCGCUGCAGGAGGAGUCCAUGGCCGAGUCCAAGAACCGGGACGAGGAGAUGGAGAGCUACCGAGACCUCCUGCAGGCCGGCUGCCAGCUGAAAGACACACUGCAGCAGGUGACUGUUCCUAUGAGCAUGAAGGAGGUCAGAGGCUACAUAGAGAAGCAGGUUGCGUACCUGUCAGGCGGUCGUGGAGAAGACUCCAGCGUCAUCAUCACUCUCCCAGAAUGCUCCGCUUUCAGGGAUAUCCCGGAGGAGGCCUUGGCCAAAGUCUUCACGUACCUCACACUCAUCCCCAGAACCAGACAACCAGGGGUCAAGUUUAUCAUCAUUUUAGACCGCAGACUUGACACGUGGGCUUCUAUCAAGAAUGCGCUGGCCAGAAUAGCAGCCUCCUUUCCCGGGAACCUCCACCUGGUGUUGGUGCUGCGACCCACCAGCUUCUUCCAUCGCACCGUCGCCGACAUCGGCUUUCGCUUUGGCCAAGAUGACUUCUUGCUGAAGAUGCCGGUGGUGAUGCUGAGCUCCGUCACCGACCUGCUGAAGUACAUCGAUGAGAACCAGCUGACGUCUGAGUUCGGAGGCACUUUGGACUACUGCCAUAGUGACUGGAUCCUUCUAAGGACAGCCAUUGAAGGUUUUGCCGUCACGGUCAAAGACAUAGCGCACAUGCUGCAGGCCUUCGGCACUGAACUGGCCGAGACUGAACUGCCCGGCGAGGGCGGCGCCAUCGAGCGCCUCCUGGCGUCUCACAAUGACAAAUACCGGAAGCUUAAAGAGGCCAUUAGAUCUCUGUUCAAGGAGGGUCAGCACCUUCUGUCAAACCUGGAGACAACUACGAGGGAUACCAAGGACCCUCAGUGGGACGUCAAGCUGGACUGGGAGACGGUACAAAGGCUCCUCAAUCAACUGAGAGACAUGGAGUCAGCCUUUGACGGCUUCUUUGAUAAGCACCACCUGAAACUGCAUCAGUACUUGCAACUGCUCACAUUUGAGAAAGGCUUUCAUGAGAUGCAGUCGUGUCUGCAGCGUCUGUCAUCUCAGGGAGAGGAGCUGUCCACACGUGGUGACACUCCGGCUCAAACUGAGCAGGCUCUCAAACAGCUGGACACUUCUGAAUUGUUUGCACAGGAUGUGAUGUCACGUGCACAGAUCAUCAUCCUCCAUGGGCACCAGCUUUCCGCAGGCCACCACUACGCCACCUCGCUCAUCAUGCAGCGCUGCAACGAGCUGCGCCAUCACUGCGAUACCCUCGACACGGCCCUGGCCGCCAAACGCCGUUGUCUCCUGCAGACGCACCAACUGCUGAUAUCUCUGGACCAGGCCCAAACCUGGUGUGAUGAUGGAGCAUACCUGCUGGCCAAUCAGCUGGUGGAGAAGUUUCAGUCCAAGGAGGGGGCUCAGACUGCUCUGAAGGCCAUUGAGAGCUUCCUGGACCGGGCGCCAUCAUUGAUGACAUCAGGACCUGAUGUUCUUACGCUGGAGUACGAGGCUGUCGUCACCCCUCAGCUGCAGGUGAAAAUUGAUAAAACGUUUGAGAAGCAUGCAGCCGUACAGCAGAUGGUCCAGAACAGACAAGCCAGUCUAAGGAAGCUGGCGGAUAAACAUGUCCGUCCGGUCCAGUUGGUGGCGCCCCGUGCUGAGAACCCGCCACGCUCAAAGUCCCCUAUCUUCUCCCCCAAGCACGCUGAUGGUUUGAAAUUCACAUUUGAUCUGCCGCUGCCUGGAAAGCGGGCGUCUCGCAAAGGCCCUAACUCUCGCACAAUCGAGGUCAUCCACCACUACCAGGAGAGUCGCAGCUGUGUGACGUACGGCGUGGAGGGUGAGGACAGCCCUGAUGUUCUCAAGCGUCAUGUGAUGAGGGAACUCAUCGAGACGGAGAGAAUCUACGUGGAGGAGCUGCUGUCCGUUCUUCUGGGCUACAAGGCUGAGAUGGAUAACCCACUUCUGUCGGGUCUCCUGCCAGCCGCCCUGCGCAGCAAGAGAGGCGUCCUCUUUGGAAACAUGUCAGACAUCUACAAUUUCCACAGCAGAGUAUUUCUCCAGGACUUGGAGGGAUGCCUCGAGACUCCAGAAGGUGUUGGAAUCUGCUUUCUCGCGAGGCAGAAAGACCACUUCCAAAUGUACGAGUGCUACUGUCAGAAUAAACCACGUUCGGACGCCCUGUGGCGACAGUUCUCUGACUCCGCCUUCCUUCAGGAGUGUCAGAAGAAGCUGGGACACAAACUGGGCCUUGACUCUUACCUGCUGAAACCUGUGCAACGCCUCACCAAAUAUCAGCUGCUGCUAAAGGAGCUGCUCAAAUACAGCACAGACUGCGAGGGUUCCUCCGAGCUGCAGGAGGCGCUAACAGCCAUGCUGGACUUGCUCAAGUCGGUCAACGACUCCAUGCACCAGAUCGCCAUCACGGGAUACGAGGGGGACAUCUGCGAGCUGGGCCGCGUGUUGAUGCAAGGGCCCUUCAGCGUGUGGAUCAGCCACAAGAGAGGGUCCACCCGCAUGAAGGAGCUGGCCCGCUUCAAGCCCAUGCAGAGACACCUCUUCCUCUACGAGACGGUGCUGCUGUUCUGCAAGAGGAGGGAGGAGCACGGAGACGGCUGCGAUAAGACACCCUCCUACGGCUUCAAGCACUGCAUCAAGAUGACAGCCGUGGGGAUCACGGAGAACGUCAAAGGAGAUCCAAGGAAGUUUGAGAUUUGGUACAGUGGCAGAGAGGAAGUGUAUGUGGUUCAGGCUCCCAGCGUGGAGGUGAAGACGUCGUGGCUCAGCGAGCUCCGUCGGAUCUUGACCAACCAGCAGAGGCUACUACGAGAUGAGGCCCAUCAAAACGGACAACAGGUAGAGCACAUGCAGCUUUCGCCGCCACCUUGUGACAGUAAGCAACAGAGGGCCUCAAUGAGCUCAGAAGACACGGAGUCCAGUAGGAGCAGUCCAGAUCGUCAGCGGCGCUCCCCUAAACGACGGCUGAUGAACCGCAGGAGUUGGCCGGGAGCUCAUCACUCAUCAAACAAUUGCCUGGAGGAAACGUCUGGAGGCAUUCUGGACCACCGGUCUGACGCACAAUUGCUCAAACUGUCUCCAGGUAAAUAUCGGGCCUUAGUGGACUGCCUUCAGAACGGGCCAGACAGCAUGGUCAUCAAAAGUGGUGACGUCAUCCAGCUCAUGUGUGAAGACGACAAAGGCCGAUGGCUGGUGAGGAACCUGAGUCGGCACCAGGAUGGCUUGGUCGCGUCCGCCCUCCUGCAAGUGACCAUAAGGGGGAGCCGUCGAGCAGGCCCGUCGGGGCUGAGGGAAAGGGGCCGGGAAAGAAAGUUCAGUUCUCCUUAACCAGAGGGGGGCGCCAGUGAGUCUAACGAUGGACAUUUUGCUACUCCAGUCGCGCUCAUGUCCUCGCAGAUUUGGACUGACAAUCUGGAACAAUCGGCGUUUUACCUCCACACAUUUACGCCGGAUUGUAAGAAGAAAAAAGACGGUAAGCACAAAAACUAAAUGGGCGCCGUGUCGUCUCUUCGGCUGCAAUCAUGGGUGUGUAAGCGGAGUGGUGGUCUUUGUCCUAACCCAGAGAUUUUUAUUUUUUUUUGGACACAAAGACAAUCAAAGACCAAACUGUGGCACCCGAACUGAAAUCUUGGAUCAUAGCCUCAGAGCCACUAGGGGGCAUACUUGAUGACGUGAAGUUCCGUGAUGUGACAGGGACCCCAUUUUCUGGACAUUUCAGUUCCUUGUCAGCAUUUAAGUGCAGCACACCAUUCCUAAGGGAUUUUAGUUCCCUUGAUCUUUGCAAUAAUACUUACUUCCUCAUGUGCUCCUCUCUACUAAAGUGCCAAAAUGAUGUUUUCCAUCCUCCAACUUUUACGAAUGUCUACGGAAGUUUUCAUUCAUCCAUCCAAAGAGAACUCUUCAGUUUGUCGCAGAAGACCUUUCGGCCUCUCAUUUGAACUGGCAGCAUUAGUUGGAGCUUAUAGACUUAGGACAGCUCUAGUCUGAGAGGAUGGUGCAGGGACCAGAGGCGACAAUUGUGGUGCAAAAAAAUCCCAACUUUGAGAGGAUAAAUACAAAAACCCAAAACCAGUGAAGUUGUCACGUUGUGUAAAUGGUAAAUAAAAACAGAAUACAAUGAUUUGCAAAUCCUUUUCAUUUUAUAUUCAAUUGAAUAGACUGCAGAGAGAAGAUAUUUCAUGUUCCAACUAAGAAACUUAGUUUUUUUUGCAAAAAAUCAUUAACUUAGAAUUUAAUGGCAAAGAGACAUUGCAAAAAAGUUGUCACAGGUGCAUUUUUACCACUGUGUUACAUGGCCUUUCCUUUUAACAACACUCAGUAAACGUUUGGGAACUGAGGAGACACAUUUUUUAAGCUUUUCAGGUGGAAAUAAUUCCCGUUCUUGCUUGAUGUACAGCUUAAGUUGCUCAACAGUCCGGGGUCUCCGUUGUGGUAUGUUCGGCUUCAUAGUGCGCCACAAUUUUCAAUGGGAGACAGGUCUGAACUACAGGCAGGCCAGUCUAGUACCCGCACUCUUUUACUAUGAAACCACACUAUAAAACUUGGCUAGGUAUUGUCUUGCUGAAAUAAGCAGGGGCGUCUAUAAUAAUAAUAAUAAUAAUAAUAAUAAUGGAUUAGAUGUAUAUCGCGCUUUUCUAUUGUUGGAUACUCAGAGCGCUUACAGUGAAGUCUAUGAUAACGUAGCUUGGAUGGUGCCUUCACAGAUGUGUAAGUUACCCAUGCCUUGGGAACUAAUACACCCCCAUACCAUCACAGAUGCUGGCUUUUCCACUUUGAACAAUCUGCAUAGUUAUUUUCCUCUUUGUUCUGGAGGACACGACAUCCACAGUUUCCAAAGCAAUUUGACAUGUGGCCUCGCCAGACCACAAAACACCCAUCUAUACACUUUGCAUCAGUCCAUCUUAGAUCCAGCGAAGCCGGCGGCGUUUGUGGGUGUUGUUGAUAAAUGGCUUUCGCUUUGCGUAGUAGAGUUUUAACUUGCACUUACAGAUGUAGCGACCAACUGUAGUUACUGAGAGUGGUUUUCUGAAGUGUUCCUGAGCCAAUGUGGUGAUAUCCUUUAAACACUGAUGUCACUUUUUGGUGCAGUACCGCCUGUCCGUAAUAUCAUCGCUUAUGUGCAGCGAUUUCUCCAGAUUCUCUGAACCUUUUGAUGAUAUUGCGGACCAUAGAUGGUGAAAUCCCUAAAUUCCUUGCAAUAGCUGGUUGAGAAAUGUUGUUCUUUAACUGUUGGACAAUUUGCUCACGCAUUUGUAGACAAAGUCCUUGUUUGUGAAUGACUGAGCAUUUGAUGGAAGCUGCUUUUAUACCCGAUCAUGGCACCCACUUGUUCCCAAUUAGCCUGUUCACUUGCGGGAUGUUCCAAAUAAGUGUUUGAUGAGCAUUCCUCAAUUUUCUCAGUCUUUUUUGCCACUUCUGCCAGCUUUUUUGAAACAUGUUGCAGGCAUCAAAUUCCAAAUGAGUUAAUGUUUGCAAAAAUAACAUAGGUUAAAAAGGAUUUGCAAAUCAUUGUACUCUGUUUUUAUUUACCAUUUACACAACGUGCCAACUUCACUGCUUUUGGGUUUUGUACUUUGGAUCCUGCAUUAUCCUCUCAGACUCUAGCGGUCUUAUCCAAGUCUAAGAGGGUCAGAAGCAAAACCAUCCUUGCUCCGAGCACGCCCUGCUCUUGUCGGUGUAUAAAUAGUUGGGGUUUUGGCACCAGCAUCUGGACUGCAUCUCACCAAUGGAGGUCUAUGAGCAUGAAGUGAUGAAGCCCGCUCGGAUGAGAGACGAAACAUCUUCUGAGACAAACUGAUCAGUCUUGUUGUAAUCCAUCCAAUGCCCUGAGAAAACUUAAAAAAAAAUUGUUUUAAGGUACAAUUUAGAAUGUAUCAGCAUUCAAGUGAUGUACGUACAGCAUAUACUGUAGCACUCUGAAUGUACAGUAUAUACUGUAGCACUCUGAUGGUACAUAUAUACUGUAGCUCUCUGAAUGUUUGUAUAUACUGUAGCACUCAGACUACGUACAGUAUAUCCUGUCACAUUCUGAAUGUACAGUAUAUUCUGUAGCACUCUGAAUGUACGUAUAUACUGUAGCACUCUGAAUGUAUGUACAUACUGUAGCACUCUGAAUGUGUGUGUGUGUGUGUAUGUAUAUAUAUAUAUAUAUAUAUAUAUAUAUAUAUAUAUAUAUAUAUAUAUAUAUAUUGUAUAUACUGUAGCACUCUGAAUGUACAGUAUAUACCAUAACACUCUGAAUAUACAGUAUAUACUGUAGCUCUGUGAAUGUACAGUAUAUACUGUAGAACUCUGAAUGUACAUAUACACUGUAGCACUGUGACUAUGUAUAUACUGUAGCUCUCUGAAUGUACGUAUAUACUGUAGCACACUGAAUGUACAUAUAUACUGUAGAUCUCUGACUACGUACAGUAUAUACUGUGACUCUCUGAAUAUACAUAUAUACUGUAGCACUCUGACUACAUAUAUACUGUAGCACUCUGAAUGUAAAUAUAUACUGUAACACUCUGACUGCGUACAGUAUAUACUGUAGCACUCUGAAUGUACAUAUAUACUGUAGCACUCUGACUACGUACAGUAUAUACUGUAGCACUCUGAAUGUACAUAUAUACUGUAGCACUCUGAAUGUGCACAUAUACUGUGGCACUCUGAAUGUAUGUAUAUCUUGUAGCACUCUGACUACGUACAGUAUAUACUGUAGCACUCUGACUGGAAUAUUGAUUGCAGACGUACAUAGCUUUACCAAAUCAAAACCAAUGAUGUGUAAACGUGUUUGCAGAUCACACGACGCAUUUAUUUUGUUCAAAUAUUCAUCUUGCUGUCAUUUUCCCGAUGACGUCUACGCACAAACGCUUCCACACGUUAUCCCAACAAAGAAAAUGCUGCGGAUUUUGCACACAUUUUGAAGCUUGAAUUUUUGUUGUUGUUGUUUUGAUUCAUCCUGCGGAGCCAGGAAUUCGGCGACGAAGGUUUCUUUUUAAGCAAUAGAACAAUGAACAGGUGUGUAUUGUUCUUUUAUUUUGCACGUGUUUGGCUAGAAAACAGAAGUCUACUCGUUAGACUUUUGGCAACCUGAUGAUCACAACGUUUUAGGAGUGCAGUCUGGAUUAAAUUUGAUUACAGCUGUUGUUUACAGGACGUGUUGCUUUGCCCAGAAAAUAACACUUUUUAAUGUUGCUUCCUUCCUGAAUGAUUCUGCAUGACAAAAUGUUUUGUUGUGUUCAUUUCUACCAGCAGAGGGCAGUAAACUGUUGCAGUUGUUUCUAUUCCAGCAAAUUUAGGAGACAGCUUUCCCUCAUUUGUCUCGCAUGUGACCUUGGUAAACCCAUCCAUCCAUUUCUUACCGCUUAUUCCCUUCGGGGGCGCUGGAGCCUAUCCCAGCUACAAUCGGACGGAAGGCGGAGUACACCCUGGACAAGUCGCCACCUCAUCGCCGGGCCAACAUAGUAUGUAUAUAUUAUUAAUGUUGUAAAUACACUUCGUUAUUGAUCUAGAAAGGGUGGUCCCAAAGAGAUAGGCAUUUUUCUCAGGUCCCAAGAAAGUCAGAAAUGCAAAAAUGUGUGUAAGAAAACGAAAUGUGCCGAUUACUGCAAACUAGGAAUCAUUGAUUACAAUAUGAAUACAAACCCCGUUUCCAUAUGAGUAGGGACAUUGUGUUAGAGGUAAAUAAAAACAGAAUACAAUGAUUUGCAAAUCCUUUUCAACCCAUAUUCAGUUGAAUGCACUACAAAGGCAACAUAUUUGAUGUUCAAACUCGUAAACUUUUUUUUUUUUUUUUUGCAAAUAAUAAUUAACUUAGAAUUUCAUGGCUGCAGUUAGGAAAUGGCAUGUUCACCACUGUGUUACAUCCCCUUUUCUUUUAACAACACUCAAUAAACGUUUGGGAAAUGAGAAAA
Molecule: messenger RNA, 8481 nt
Organism: Nerophis ophidion (straightnose pipefish)
Lineage: Eukaryota; Metazoa; Chordata; Actinopteri; Syngnathiformes; Syngnathidae
Gene: mcf2a
Product: MCF.2 cell line derived transforming sequence a
Exons: 30
Coding region: 614-3913 (1099 amino acids)
Biological process (GO): dendrite development; intracellular signal transduction
Cellular component (GO): cytoplasm
Molecular function (GO): guanyl-nucleotide exchange factor activity; protein binding
Source: RefSeq, a predicted model, not a curated record